AUGAAAUUAACUGUAUUUGUGCAGGACAACUGUAUUCUGCCAUAUGGUUCUAGCAGCUUGUAUUUAACAACUGACUCAAAAGGGCUAAUUUCUUGCCCUUCACAAGACUGUCAGAUAACGAAGAACAUAUCAAAUCUGAAAUGGUACAAGAGUGCAAAUUUUUCAUCUGUAACUUCCCCAAACCGAUAUUCUUUAAAAAUUAUUAAUAGCGUUAUCCAUCUUGACACAAUCUACACCUCUGAUGCUGGAGUCUACAUUUGUGAUUUUGAUGUUUAUCUUAAUGGCAGCAAAUGGAUCGUAAGAGCAAAUAUUAAACUUGAAGUUGGUUUACCAGACACACAAAAGCCUCCAGAAAUUUUGGGUCCAGCCAAUGAAACAGCAAUACCUGCAGAAAUUGGAAAACCCUUAAACCUAACUUGUAGAAUUCGAUUUCUAUAUGAAAGAUUUUUUAAUCCAGUUGUUAAAUGGACAAGUAUUUAUCCUAACUAUAAAGAAGAACUUUCUGGAGGAAAAGAACUUUGCCCACAUGCCACCAAUAUUGGUGAAAGGGAGUGCUUCUUAACAAUCAAUCUGGAUAAAGUAACUACGAAUGACCUUGAUGCAAAAUUUUACUGCUACGCUCAGAAUGCGGUGGGCAAUAUAACUACAGUGGUCACAUUGUCAUUAAAACAAAUAGACAUUGUAUUUUUGACAUAUGUAUUAUGUGGAUCUGUGCUGCUUCUGAUGAUCUUGCUGUUAGGGAGUGGAUUGGUAUACUUUUACUGGAUAGAAAUUGUUUUGCUUUACCGAAAUUACAUAUCAAAAGAUGAGACCGUUGGAGAUGAUAAAGACUUUGAUGCUUUUAUAUCAUAUGCACCACAAGUCUCAGAGUUGGACAUGGAGACUAAAAAAAGCUAUUGUGAUAGCUAUGAUGAAGAAAGAUUUGCAAUUCAAUUGCUACCAGAUGUGCUGGAAGGCAAAUAUAAUUACAAACUCUGCAUCCUGGAAAGAGACGUUGUACCAGGAGGAGCUUAUGUUGAAGACAUCGCCAAUAUCAUUAAGAGAAGCAGAAGAGCUAUUUUCAUCCUCUCUGAGAAGUAUAUUAUAAGUCCCAAAGUGUUUGAAUUAGAAGCAGCCAUUACUUGCUCACUGGAGGAACAGGAGGCUCUUAAACUGAUACUUAUUAAGUUCAAACCAUUUAAGGAGCCAGAGUCCUUGCCAAAUGUAGUGAGAAAGGCCCUCAGUGCUCUACCAAUGGUGACUUGGAAAGGGGAUUUAGAUAGUAAAUCUUCUGGCAAUUUAAAAUUCUGGAAUAGGAUCAGGUAUUACAUGCCAGUUAAAAAGGUCAAGAGAAAUGGAAAACUAUAACU
Messenger RNA from Nanorana parkeri, 1349 nucleotides. RefSeq names its product interleukin 18 receptor accessory protein (gene IL18RAP). Gene Ontology annotation, biological process: interleukin-18-mediated signaling pathway. The transcript is spliced from 8 exons. Gene Ontology annotation, molecular function: interleukin-18 receptor activity. NCBI's taxonomy places the organism in Eukaryota, Metazoa, Chordata, Amphibia, Anura, Dicroglossidae. The record is from RefSeq and is a predicted model, not a curated record. The coding region runs from base 1 to 1347 and encodes 448 amino acids.